AUGAACCAAGAAAAAGAUGAAAAAAUCCUGAAAUCGCUGAUAUACAGCGAACUCUACAAAAAUUACUACUAUCUUAUCUCGUAUAAUGAAACAACCAAGAAGGCAGUUAUCAAAAUCGGUAAAAUCACGAACAAAGAAAUCAUCGACAACGAAGAAAAAACUCUGUUCAAACUCACGUUAAACAACGCAAUCGAAGAAGCCAAGAAAAGAAUCUGUGAAAAAAUCAUCAAAAAACAUCAAGAUCUUUUCGAUGAAAUUGAGAGUAGAAUCGAUACCUCUUACAAAGAAGAACUCUUUGAAUUUUUAGAUAGUACCAUUGAAGAUUUUGUCACCGAUGAUAUCGAUAAAUUUAUAUUCGCGUCAAUCUUUCGUACAUUUACCAAACAUUACUACUUUCACGUUCCUGUUGGUGAAGAAUACAAUCUGCUUACAAAAGAUGAAAAAAUCUUUUUCAAGAAUUUAUUGAAACAUGUAAUUGAAUAUCAAGAAGAAAAAUUUGAAACUGGAAAAGCAACUAUUUCCGUAAACUCUUUUACAGAAGAAGAAAUAAUCACAAACAAAGAAAAAAAAAUGUUUGAAAAGCUUCUUAAUAAUAUUGUAAACGAUUUUGGAGGAGAAAUUUUAUUACAAAAAUACAUUUACUUACAACAAAUUAAACUUAAAAUUGAUUUAUGUUCAU
Dentiscutata erythropus is the source of this 679-nucleotide messenger RNA. Lineage: Eukaryota; Fungi; Glomeromycota; Glomeromycetes; Diversisporales; Gigasporaceae. The record is from the annotation of a GenBank genome assembly.